Messenger RNA from Alosa alosa (allis shad), 2321 nucleotides. It is a transcript of the gene fermt3a, whose product is annotated as fermitin family homolog 3. NCBI's taxonomy places the organism in Eukaryota, Metazoa, Chordata, Actinopteri, Clupeiformes, Clupeidae. Bases 74 to 2005 code for a protein of 643 amino acids. Gene Ontology annotation, molecular function: integrin binding. The transcript is spliced from 15 exons. Gene Ontology annotation, cellular component: cell-substrate junction. Gene Ontology annotation, biological process: leukocyte cell-cell adhesion; regulation of cell-cell adhesion mediated by integrin; integrin activation. The record is from RefSeq and is a predicted model, not a curated record.
GACAAAGUUCAGUUGUCACAGUGGCGAAGACAAGGGCGUUUUCUGCUAAACAUAUUUGGAUCUACAGACAAGCAUGGCUGCAUGGGACUUGACUGUAACCGUGGAGGAACUCGGUCCGGAGGCCCCUCCUCUCAAAGUUAGCGUGACCUCUGAUCUUCAUAUCGGUGGAGUCAUCGUCAAGAUCGUGGAGAAAACACAGAUAAAGAAGGACUGGUCAGACCACGCACUUUGGUGGGAGCAGAAGAAGCAGUGGGUCCUGCGGCCGUCCUGGACGCUGGACAAGUGCGGGAUCCACGCUGACGCCCGGCUCAACUUCAUGGCCCAGCACAAGCCCCUGAGGCUGCGCCUGCCCAACGGGGCCACCGUCCGACUCCGGGCCACCUUCUCAGCGCCAGUGUUCCGCUGCAUCAUGGGCAUCUGCCGAAUACUGAAUAUCCGUCGUCCUGAGGAGCUGUCCCUGUUGAGGCCCUUGGAGGAGAAAAAGAAGAAAAAAGACAAAUCACCAGAGAAGGUGUAUGACAUCACUGGUGCCCCAGUCUCCCCAGACUCUAUGCUCACUCUAUCAAAUGGGAUGCCUGCUCACUUUGCGCAGUCUGCAGAGUAUGAGACUGUGUAUAAGAUGCUGUCUAUAAGCCAGCCAGCACCCGCCCCGGAGACCAUCGCAAAGAAAUAUCGAUCGUCCAAUGUUGUGGAGAAAGCUCAAGUGAAUAGCAGAUGGUUGGACUCAUCUCGCUCUCUGAUGCAGCAGGACAUCAAUGAAGAUGACAAGCUGAUCCUGCGUUUCAAAUACUACACUUUCCAUGACAUGGAACCCAAGACGGAUGCAGUUCGUCUAACACAGCUGUAUGAGCAAGCUCGAUGGGCCAUUCUGCUGGAGGAAAUAGACUGCACUGAAGAAGAGAUGAUGCUGUUUGCAGCACUUCAGUACCACAUAGGAAAGGUUUCUCUGACAGACCCUCAGCUUACAUCAUCUCCAGCAAUGGACGAUCUGGACUCUGCACUCCAGUGUCUCGAGCUGAAACUGGACGAGGAGAGCGGCAGCAGUGGAACAGACAUGCUGGAUACCAUGGCACCUGCUCCAGAACUUCAUGAUUAUUUGAAGAUCUUCAGGCCAAAGAGACUGACUCUUAAGGGCUACAAGCAGUUCUGGUUUACCUUCAACGACACGUCAAUCUCAUACUACAAGAGUAAAGAGGAGAGCUCCAGGGAACCCAUUCAGCAAAUGAACCUGAAAGGCUGUGAGGUGACUCCUGAUGUUAGCAUAGCAGGCCAGAAGUUUUGUAUAAAGCUGCUGAUCCCUGAACCUGAUGGGAUGAAUGAGGUCUAUCUACGGUGUGACAAUGAGCAACAAUAUAGCAAGUGGAUGGCCGCCUGUCGUCUAGCCUCUAAAGGGAAGACUCUAGCAGACAGCUCUUACUCCGGUGAGGUGGAGAGCAUUGAGUCCUUCUUAGCCAUGCAGCGGACCAACCCUGGGGCCGCCUCUGCACAGACCGAUGAAAGCAUCAACACACACAGUUUGGUAUCUCCACGAUACCAAAAAAAGUACAAACCAAAACAGCUAACCCCUCGAAUCCUCGAGUCCUAUCAGAAUGUUGCACAGCUCUCAUUAACAGAGGCAGUUCAGAAGUUUCUUCAGAUCUGGCAAGCAUUGCCAGACUUUGGAAUCUCAUAUUUUGUAGUGAGAUUUAAAGGCUGUCGUAAGGAUGAAGUCCUUGGAGUUGCCAACAAUCGCCUAAUACGCAUUGACCUCAGUGUAGGAGAUGUGGUGAAAACAUGGAGAUACAACACCAUGAGGCAGUGGAACGUCAACUGGGACAUCCGUCAGGUUGCCAUCGAGUUCAACGGAAAUGUAAACAUUGCAUUCAGCUGCGUGACUGCUGACUGCAAGAUUGUGCACGAGUACAUCGGAGGCUACAUCUUUAUGUCUACUCGCAGCAGAGAGCCUGGUGACACUCUCAAUGAGGAGCUCUUUCACAAACUCACAGGAGGCCAUGAAGCACUCUGAAGGCCCUGAUACAUGAACAUGACUGUUAUUUUCUCAUAUCAGUAUUACAGAGAAUGGCUUGGUGUAACAACUCAGAGCCUCCAGCCAUAUUUUUAUGUGGUAAAUUAUUUUGUACAAUAGUAGUUCCGAUUCAUCUUGAUUGAUCUUGAUUCCACUUUACAUCUGAGAGAGGAAAUGGUGCAAGAUUUCUUUAAUUCAGCUUUGUUCAGCUGGAAAAAUGCAGUUAUAAUGCUAAACAACAGGGCACUCAAAUUGUAUGAAGAAAAUGUCCACUUAAAAUGUACACAUAAACCGUAUUCACAUACUCUGUAGGAUA